Molecule: messenger RNA, 2560 nt
Organism: Oncorhynchus nerka (sockeye salmon)
Lineage: Eukaryota; Metazoa; Chordata; Actinopteri; Salmoniformes; Salmonidae
Product: hippocalcin-like protein 1
Exons: 4
Coding region: 386-961 (191 amino acids)
Molecular function (GO): calcium ion binding
Source: RefSeq, a predicted model, not a curated record
CACCAGAGAACUGGGCGAGUCCGGUGAAAGCCGAACAGCCGUGCAAGUCGAAUCUCUGUAAAAUGAUGAAACUGCGCUGCAUGAAGAACGAUGAAUUUUAUGCCGAUCUCUGAAUAUAUUUGAAAACUUCCUUCAAAGAUAGUUGUAUAAGGUUGCUUAUACCAUCUCAAGGAACAGAGGAAGAGGACGCAGAUUGAGCAGCCAGCAAGCCAGCCAGCAGACAGACAUCGUAAGGAGAGCAGAAGGGGACCUACAGUCCUGCGUGGUGGAGAUAAGGUUCCAAGACUAAUAGCAGAGCUGACUGUGAGAGGCUCCACAUUUCAUUUCACCUUCCUUUAACCAGAAAAGGCCCUUGAGGUUUGAAACUCCGUUCCAGUGGGCCGUCAUGGGGAAACAGAACAGCAAACUGCGGCCUGAAGUGCUGAACGACCUGCGCGAAAACACAGAGUUUUCCGACCAUGAGCUCCAGGAGUGGUACCGAGGCUUCCUCAAAGACUGCCCAACGGGCCACCUGACAGUCGAAGAGUUCAAAAAGAUCUACGCCAACUUCUUCCCGUAUGGCGACGCUUCCAAGUUUGCUGAGCACGUCUUCCGGACAUUCGACACCAACGGCGAUGCCACCAUCGACUUCCGGGAAUUCAUCAUCGCGCUGAGUGUCACAUCGCGCGGCGGCCUGGAGCAGAAGCUGCGCUGGGCCUUCAGCAUGUAUGACCUGGAUGGGAAUGGCUACAUCAGCCGGGCUGAGAUGCUGGAGAUCGUACAGGCGAUUUACAAGAUGGUGUCCUCAGUGAUGAAGAUGCCAGAAGAUGAGUCGACACCGGAGAAACGGACAGAUAAGAUCUUCAGACAGAUGGAUGUAGACAAUGAUGGCAAACUCUCUCUGGAGGAGUUCAUCAAAGGUGCCAAGAGUGACCCUUCCAUCGUCCGGCUCCUGCAAUCUGACCAGGGAACCUCUCGCUAGUUAUGAAGACAAAUGGACAACCACACACAGUCCCGAACACAGGAAAGCGGACAGAUGGACCCUGUAUCAUCCCCCAUCCAACACAUACAACCACACAGUUCACACAAGAAAGAGGUUCAGUUGUCAUUACAACACUAAUACCUUAUUCCAUGUAUUAUUGUUUACAUUAGCAGUAGUUCCCUAGCCUGAUCCCAGAUCUGUUUGUGCUUUCUUGUCAACUCCAUGCAAACAGAUCUGAGACCAAACUAGCAGUUUCCCAUAUGCCAAUGCAGCGGUCUGAAAAAUGCUUCCUACAGCGAAUAAUGUUUUCCGUUAUGAAACAUCCCAUUCUGCAUCCACAGUACCACUGAUAAGACUCUUACAUUUCCUUGCAAAUGUUUAAAUGCUUAUGGUUUUAUUUUUACUUGCCUUACUUCAGUCAAAGUGAAGUGCUUAAUAAUCUUAAUAUUUGUACUGAAUGUAUUACACUUGUAUGUAUUAUGGACGUGUUACGGUAAGAAGAAAUCAACUAAAACUAAUAUUUUGUAUAUUAACCAUCCUGAGUCUUAUUGUAAUAUUAGCUAGGAACAAGAGUUUUUCACAAUGUACAGGUAUUUCAACAAUUUACUUUUUUUAUUGCCCCCAACUGUACAGGCAGUUCCAGUGUACUAAAACCAGUAUCUUGUCAUCUUUUGCAGUCACUGGUUUGUUUAACUCCAAAGGAUAAACUAAUUUCCAAUAAGGAAACCCUGGGGAUACGCACCCUGAAGACUACACUGCAAAUGUGUGCGUUCCCUUAGCGUUGUUUUUAAGCUUGCUCCACCAGAAGCAUCAGAAGAGGGAAAAAAAACAUAAGCAACUAUCAGUUGUUCACUUCUCAGACACACAUCUUUGUGCUAGAAGUAGACUUGUACUGUAAAGAGAUUAUGCAACACAAGCCUCGGUGAAAUGCUGCUUCUAUGGUUUCUGUAGCUAGCGUGUCCAUUACAGGCGACUAAAGUCCGAAAAACAUAUGCAACCUUUGCAGUCUAGUUUCAGGGUUAGAGAUUCACUACGGCCAUGGCUGUGAAUGACCUCUAUCCCUGUGGAGUUAAACAAACCAGUAUCUGCAAAAGAUGGUUUUAAUACACUGGAACUACCAGUACAGUUGGGGGCCAUAAAAAAAUAUUUUUCAAAAUACCUGUGCUACAGCAAUGGUACAUUGUUAAAGUGAGAAACUCAAUUAUUUUGUGUUCCUAGCUAAAAAUAUAUUGACAGUGAAGCUGGUCAAUUCCCAACACAGAAUACACAUACAUAAAUAAUGAUGAAACAGUAUUCUCUUUUUAUUUUGUAACAAAAAUGUAAUUUUGUUUUCACACAAUCUAAAUAAAGUUUUGUAAGAAAAACAAGAAGUCCCGCGGUAUUGCCCUUUGUCCUGCACAGUCACCGACAGAAUAAAAUAAAAAUACGACAACUAAAUCCCCCAAAUAUAUAUAUAUAGUCACAUCAGGCCGGGCAUGAAAGUGAAAUCGAAUACAACCAUGUCUGAUUAGCUUGACGUCAGAGUGGCGAAACAAGGAAGAGGGGACGGUUGCAGAAAGGAAUGUUCCAACUGGACAGCCAUAUCCAGAAAACCCUCAA